Messenger RNA from Cyprinus carpio (common carp), 2952 nucleotides. RefSeq names its product thymidine phosphorylase. NCBI's taxonomy places the organism in Eukaryota, Metazoa, Chordata, Actinopteri, Cypriniformes, Cyprinidae. Gene Ontology annotation, cellular component: cytosol. The record is from RefSeq and is a predicted model, not a curated record. Gene Ontology annotation, molecular function: 1,4-alpha-oligoglucan phosphorylase activity; pyrimidine-nucleoside phosphorylase activity. Gene Ontology annotation, biological process: pyrimidine nucleobase metabolic process; pyrimidine nucleoside metabolic process.
GAAGUUCUCAUGAAGUGAUAAAAAAUAAUUUGUAUUACGUGAGAUAUAUGUAAUUAUCAAACAAAAGGACUCGUCGGCAGUCAGUGCUGUAAUUUCAUGUUAUGUCCUCGGGUUUCAACAGAUGUACUGUAUGCCAGUGGCGGUUUAUUGACAGUACAUUCACAUUCAUGACAGUGUCGGACUGAGAGGAGGCUGGUUAAUGUGUCACUGGCAUAUGCUCUGAAAGAGUGCAGUGAUUCGGACGGUCCACCACUGCGGUGUAAGACAAGUUCCCGUUUUAUGCCUCACACAGCUGUUGAUUGAAGACAACACAGAAUCCAAUGUAAAGAUGUCAUCUAAAGACAACACUAUUAGUUUCCCUGAGCUUAUAAAGCUGAAACGAGACUGUGGCCAACUCAACAGAGCAGAAAUAAGCACUUUUGUACAAGGAGUCACAUCAGGAGCCAUCCAGAAGAGUCAAAUAGGUGCUAUGCUAAUGGCCAUAUGGCAGAAGGGCAUGACUGAUGAAGAAACCCUGGCAAUGACAAGAGAAAUGAUGAACUCUGGAGAGACGUUUAAAUGGCCGAAGGAAUGGCUUGUGGUAGACAAACACUCAACCGGUGGAGUCGGAGACAAAGUCAGCCUUCCACUUGCUCCUGCUCUGGCUGCAUGUGGCUGUAAGGUGCCCAUGAUAAGUGGAAGAGGACUGGCACAUACAGGUGGCACCCUGGACAAGCUGGAGUCUAUACCUGGGUUUAAAGUCAACCAGUCAGUGGAACAGGUGAAGCAGAUCCUAGAGGAUGUGGGCUGUUGCAUUGUGGGACAGACAGAGAGUCUAGUUCCAGCAGAUCGUGUUCUCUACGCCAUCAGAGACGCCACAUCAACUGUUGAUAGUCUUCCUCUUAUCAUCAGCUCCAUCAUCUCUAAGAAAGGAGCUGAAGGUCUGAGUGCUCUUGUGUUAGAUGUGAAGUUUGGCAGAGCUGCUCUGUAUAAAGAUUUAAAUAGCGCCCGGCAUCUUGCAGAGUCACUGGUCAUGGCAGGCAACAAGUUGGGUGUGAAGACAGGGGCAGUGCUCAGCCGAAUGGACGCUCCCAUUGGCCAGAGUGUGGGAAAUGCAGUCGAGGUGUGUGAAGCACUUGAGUGUCUUAAAGGACGAGGGUCAGAUGAUCUCAAGGAACUGGUCAUAUGUUUAGGUGGGUAUCUACUGUGGAUGUGUGGCCACUCCGGUACUCUAGACAGUGGGAAAACUGAAAUCGCUGUGAAACUGGAAAAUGGAGAAGCCCUUAAAAAGUUUGAGGCGAUGCUGGUGGCUCAGGGGGUGUCUGCAGAUGUUGCACAUUCCCUGUGCUCAAACGAGACCGACUACUCUAAGCACAUGAAGCGUGCAGCGCAUCAGACAGAGCUCGAGGUGCUAGAUGAUGGAGCCGUUUUGGACAUUGACGGUUUGGCCCUGGCUGAAGUGCUGCAUAAACUAGGCGCAGGACGUACUAAAUCGGGAGAGGUAAUUGAUCAUAGUGUGGGAGCAGAGAUCUUGGUUGAGAUGGGACAGCAGGUAAAGAAAGGUCAAUCAUGGAUCAGGAUUCAUCACAAUUGCCCAAAUCUGAGUCCACACUAUUCUGACCUGCGGAAAGCUUUGGUCAUUGGCAGCCAUGACAAAUACGAAACAGCAUCACGUGUGGCAGAAUUCAUCCACCCAGAUUAUCCCAACAUGUCAUAAAAGCCUUAUUCGAAAUGUAUUUUGUUUGUAACAAAAAUUUCAGUUUGAAUGCACUGUUACCAAGAAACUGUUUUCUUUAUAUGACGCACUAGGGAGUUUAUACAAGAAAAACAACAGACAAUGGCCAACACUGACCUUUGAGCUCUGCAUCUGGAAAAUCUUUAAACAUAUUUGCUUACCAGUAGCUGGAACAUUACUGUAGCUCAGGUCUGCUAGAUCCCAUCCUGUAAACUUUAGUUGCAGCUCCAAACAAAAUCACUUAAACCAGAUGAUCAAGGCCUUCAGCUUGAACCUGAAAUUGCAGCCAGGUGUGCUGGAGCAGGAUUGAAUACACUAGAAUAGCAGAUGAAAUGCUGCCACCACUCACUCGCAGAGAAACUGCAGCAUUACAGACCACAAACCUCUGAAGAGCUCCAGGAUCUCAGAUAACAGGGGCAGCUCCCGUUCUUCUAGUAUAAAAAGCAUCUACGAAGAUGCCUUCAGAUAUUCAUAGAUUUGUCAGAAGGUAAAAGGAAUCUGAUUCCACAUUGUGAAUUCAGUUUUGGUUUUUCAAAAUACCUUUAAAGUGUAACACUGGUGCUUCAUUUAUAUUUUUCAAUGAAGUCUUUCUGUGUUUAUUUAAUCAAACCAAUUAGUAAGUGUGAUUAUCUUUUUUGAUAAAUGAAGGUUGGAGAAGAGAUGAUCAUUGCUGCCACGUAGUGGUACAAAUCAUGUCCAACAUGGCAGCGAUGGUGAAGCCCUAAUUUAAUUUGCAUAUUUUCUACAUCCUUGAAGUAAAAGCUGGUUUUGAAUAUCUGGAGACAUAUCUAAAAAACACAUAAUUCAUAGUUCAUCCCAAAUUCAAAAGCAAAGUAAUACUAAUAAGAAUUGUUUUUUGUUUUUUUUUGCUAUUGUGGCAUCAUUUUUGCGAUAAAUUUCCAGAAUGUCAGUAGCCGACAUAUUCAUUAAGCUGAUUUUUUUUUUUUUUUUUUUUAAAACAAAAUCAAUAAAAUAUAAUUUUUUACAUUAUCGUAAUUAAGGGUGGGGGGUAUAAAUGUCACAAACAAAUAAUGCCCUAAAAUAGGUUUCGUUUUCUUAAUGCAAUAAAAUAUUUUAUUCCUUUUGACUUUUUUUUUAAAUAUAACCUGGAUAUUUCUUUGAGAGAUUCAUCAUAUUUUACAGUUGAUAUUUAUGACAGUCUUGUUUAAGUUUAAAUUUUAACUAGGAAUCGACCAGGAAUCAAGUUACGCACAUCAGUCAUCAUCGCCUUGUUUUUU